UUACCGUUUGCCUUCACUAGUUCAUUUUAAAUGGUCAUGCAUGGUGAUAAAUUGAUUUUUCUAAAAGUGUAAAUAUUCUAUAUAGUCUUAAAAUUAUUAUCAGAUCAUACAUGCAGCAUGCAUAAAAAUUAUAAAAAAUAAUUAAUGCUGUAUAAAAAAGUUUUAGAUGGAAUAUUCCAGGGGUUUCAAACUUUUUGAUGACAAAAAACCCCAAAUGUGAUGAUCCUUUUGCAAGGGACCCCUUCUUGAGAUAUAAAGACCCAUUUAUACUGUGUGAUAAAAUAGUGCAUUUAUGAACUUGUAAAUGCAGAGGACCUCUCACACAACUGAACAUGGGUGUGAAGGGCUUACAAUACUUUAUGGAGGCAUGUUGCCCAGGUACUUGUGUACCGGUUGACCUAAAACAGAUGGCAGAGAAUCACGUCAAAGACCAUCCUGACAGUAACGCUACAGUUGUAGUGGAUGGAAUGGCCUGUUUAAGAUACUGGUAUCGCUGUCAAGCUUGGGUACAUGGAGGUCAAUGGCAAGAGUAUAUGCACAUCCUUCAGGAAUUCAUCAAUGCGUUUACGGCUGCAGGCAUACGAUUGGUCUUUUUCUUUGACGGAACAGUUGAGGAACAAAAGCGUGCCGAGUGGGUGAAGAGGCGUCUGAGAGUCAACCAAGACAUCGCGAGAAUUUUUCAGCACAUUAAGGCUCACAAUCAACAGCCGAAUAGCAGAGACCUUUUCUGUCUACCCUCUGGAAUCGCAACCUUCUCCAGAUUUGCCCUCAAAACUCUUGGCCAAGAAACAUGGUGCUCUGUGCGUGAAGGAGAUUAUGAGAUUGCUGACUAUUCCCUCUCUCACAACUGCAUGGGCAUCUUGGGUCAAGACACAGACUUUGUCAUAUACAACACAGUCCCUUACCUUUCCAUCAGUAAACUCAAUUUAGACAAUAUGACAACUGUUCUGUUGUCCAGAGAGACAUUAUGUCAGGUCCUAAAGCUUCAUAUGUCUGACCUCCCUCUCUUGGCCUGUAUGUUGGGUAAUGACAUAGUGUCUGAACAGCAAAUGCAACGUCUCCGCAACAGUGCUUUGGCAUUAUAUCGCAAGAAACACGGGCAAGUUCAAGGAGACAAAGUCUUUGCUGUCGCAGAUUUCAUCAAUGUUCAUCGACCUCGCAGCGAGGGAACGUUUGGUGUUUCCUCACUGCCGUUAAUUGAAGCAGAGAAAGAGGCUUUAGAAAAAGGAAUCCACAUGUAUCUACUUCCUGGGCAAAUGUCCCCUUGGUUACAGUGCCGCCGUCCCUCUCCAGAGUCAGUGUGUUUGAUGGCCAAGUACGUUCCUCAUGACAUAUUACAGGCAGCGAAAGAGAAGCACAAACGCGCAGAGUGUUUUAUGAUCUAUAAUGUGCUGUAUGAUGGAGUCGUGGAUUGCAGUAACACAUUAGAGGAUGAGGAUGAGUUUGAGUUACCACCGCAGGCCAUCUUAUAUCUGCCCGUCCGAGAGCGCAUCUAUGGCCUUUUCCUGCCAAUACAGUCAGGAAAUCCACUUAAGGAGCCAAACAGAGUCACUCCAAAACCCCUCAACCAUCCAAAAGAGCCCCCUGAUCUAAUGGCUCUGUGGUUUCGGACGUACCCAGAGGUGAAAAGAAACCAAGUAUCAACACUCCUGGGUGUCUUUGACCUGUACGAUUUAACUGAAGAGCUGCAGCAGUUUGACAGCCCUUUGAUUGCCGUGUUUUGUCUUGUAACCUACAUCGCCAUUCAGACGAGACGCCUUUCUCUGGAAGACAUAGAUGCUUAUCUGUGCCAAGCUGUUUGUGUCAGAUUCAAAUCCUUCACACAACUGCAACAGCUCAGGACCCCUGUUGUAGACCCUAGGGCUGUUCAGCUCGGCUCGCUCUUUGUGCGGGGUCUGACCUACCUCAAUGCUGCCAACAGUGCUUGUGGAUUCCCUUUUCCAGUGGGUGAGCUCAUGCCAUGGAGGACCUUUGAUGGCUUGCUUUUCCAUUCCAAAUAUCUGAAAGCCCACUCGGGUUGUCCAAGUGAGGAGCUUCUAGAGGGCAAUCCCUCCUGGACAUCUUUGUACCUGUCCGUCAGAGAGCUGGUGCUGGGAGCCUGCAGGAGGCGCGGUGUCUCUGUCCACAGCCAACCACGCAGACUGCAGUACAGUGAGGAGAGGCCUGUGGAUGUUGAUGAUCUGAAUCGAGAAAGACGACCCCAGCUCCAUCAUACUGGACGCCAGGAGUUCAGCCAGCUGCACAGAGGUCCUGUUCACUACCAGCAAGGUUACAGACCAAGACCGAGACCAAGAGAGAGAGGGAGGUAUCACCUAGCACCCAGAUGGCCUCAUUCUCAAAGCUAAAGAUCGGCUUUUCACUGUCUGACUGAUUAAAAUGCUUUGCCUUGCACUCAGGUGUGAUUGGCCAAAUUCAUGAACACCUUUAUUUACAUCCUGCUCCUUUGUUUUGUCUAUAGCUAUUUACUGAUGGAAGUCUCUGCGGUAUCAAUUAAUAUUCACACUAAAACAUGAGCUAUCUUAAACAAUGUUAACAGUUAAACUGUCCAUUUAUGUGCAAUUUUAUAACCCUCCCGUUGCCUCUUCAGUGAUAUCCUGAAAUGGCCUUAAAAUUAUGUCUUACAGUGAGAUUACAGUCACUUUUUUCCCCCCAUGUGGAUGAUAUGAAUCAGUGACCAAAAAGGAAGCUUCCCAAUGUAUGCGCCAAACCCAUAUAUGAUGAAUAUUCAGCACAGACCCUAAUUAGACUCCGAUGAUCUCGUACCUUUCAACUGCUGGUUUGGCAUUGACUCCAAUUGUACACAACUCCAAUGAUUAUUUGUCUGCCUCCCUCAACACACUUUGAUGUGGCGAAUUUUCAGUCAGCUGUACUACAGAAAAUUGUUAAUGAUAAUCUAUGUAAUGGCAUCAGGAAUUGAUAUUAUUGAGAACCAUUGAGAUUGUGGUUUUAGGAUAUUGUGGUGAAAAUGUUCACGUAUUGUACUGAUAUUCAGUUUAAUGCCUAUCACAAGUUUUAACAUUGCAUAAUAACUUGUGUGUUUAUUCAGGCAGUAUUUCAUGAAAGCAUUACAAAAUGGUUGAUACCUCUAUUCAGGCACAAUUAAAAGAUAUAAAUAAAUAAAAAUCGUUUUUUCAUUAUCA
Messenger RNA from Myxocyprinus asiaticus (Chinese sucker), 3140 nucleotides. RefSeq names its product family with sequence similarity 120B (gene fam120b). Lineage: Eukaryota; Metazoa; Chordata; Actinopteri; Cypriniformes; Catostomidae. The record is from RefSeq and is a predicted model, not a curated record. Gene Ontology annotation, cellular component: nucleus. The coding region runs from base 333 to 2345 and encodes 670 amino acids. The transcript is spliced from 11 exons.